Messenger RNA from Trichobilharzia regenti, 705 nucleotides. Lineage: Eukaryota; Metazoa; Platyhelminthes; Trematoda; Strigeidida; Schistosomatidae. The record is from the annotation of a GenBank genome assembly.
AUGGUCAUCUAUUUCUACCUACUUCUUGAAUGGAUCCAACCCUGGUAUCUCAAUGUUUCUCACUUCUUCAUUAUAACCUCCGGGUAUGCUAUGUUUUGGUUGACAAAAGAAGCGAAUGAGAAACAAUUCAAUGAAGUAAUUCAUGAGAUUAGAUCUGGCGUAGUAUUUUUCACCUUCUGUCUCCUACUUGCUCCAAUCUUACAUUCGCUUUUAUCAAGUGUCAGUACAGACUCCAUAUAUGCUAUGUGCAUAUUUUUCUUCCUCGCCUACUGGACAUGUUUUGACUACAAAACUCAUUGGCAAGGUCAUCCUCGGAAACCUGGUUCAAAUACAAUAUCUUUGAGUUCUGCUCUAUUGGCCGCGCUCUGCCUAGCUAGUCGUCUACCGGACCCUUACCAUACUUUUGCUUUAUUGUCGACUGCUGUUAUCUUACUGGCAUUGUGGCCGGCAUUAACGAGAAGGUUUCGCAAUCAUGGCGGUGAUCGGGCACAAAUAUGCUUAACUGUGGCAUCAGGCUCAAUAACUUUCCUAAGUGCUUGGCCAUUAGUGUACAAUGGACUUUCCAUAGAAUACAAGUGCGUAUUAUUUAGUGCAUUUUUAAUCGCAACGGUAUGUCUCAACUUCGUUGGGCCAUGGUAUUUGCUAAAAAUGCAUCGAAUUAAAAGAACAAUUCAUGGACCGUGGGAUGAGGCUACGAUUGAAUAA